Molecule: messenger RNA, 1425 nt
Organism: Fusarium pseudograminearum CS3096
Lineage: Eukaryota; Fungi; Ascomycota; Sordariomycetes; Hypocreales; Nectriaceae
Exons: 5
Coding region: 1-1425 (474 amino acids)
Source: RefSeq, a predicted model, not a curated record
AUGAACCAACUUGGCUGCGAUACAUGUACAUUAAACGAUGUCAAAAACAAAUUGAAGCGAAAAACUCGUGGCAAGGGAGUUAAUGGGUUCCUGGGAACUCUUGAACAUAUCCGCACACACUACAAGACAACAGAUGGCAUAGCUGGUACUCAACUCCUUCAAUUGAACAAUGAGAAAGAUCAACGUGGUUUGGUAGAAAUGGCGCAUGCUUAUCUCUGUGUUUUCGGACAUGGUCAUGCUCACUGGCCUCAAGGUAGCAAGGACGGCACAUUGGAGUAUCCACGAGACGAGAAACAGAUUUAUUUUAACGUUCUAUGUCACUUUAUCAGGAAGAACAUGACAAUCAUUCAUAAGAGGAUACGUUCUAAGCGACCACGAGAUGAGGACGGGGUCUUGAUGCCUAGACCUCCGAAGCGACGACGUCGACAAACGCCCGAGAGCGAGAGUCCCCCUCUCUUAUUCGAUCCAUCGCCUCCAUUAUCUCCGUCACCACCUAUACCAUCUCUCUACGAUUCGAGCAGUGACGAGAGUGACACUCUACUGCCCUCUUCUCAAGACAGCCAUUCGACUACUAUAUCUGAACAAGAGGCAAGACAAGACGUAUACCAGAUAAUCCCCAGGGCAAACGAAAGUCCUGAUGAGCUAGCUCAAGAUGAUGAGCAGCGACCAGCGGUACAGCCCGAUCUACAACAGCGAUAUGUUAACAGACUAGGAGAUAAACACGGUAACAUCAGCAGAAUCAGUCUCGGUCAUCAACCAACUCCUCGCGGACCACGCACUAAUCUCCAUGAGCGCAACAUCUCGAUAGGAACAAAGACAACACCCAGUGUCAACCGACAAAGAGAUGCCAAUGCACCCCCGCCAUCAUCCUUGGAUACUGACAGCAAUUCCCAGCAAACGCAAAACCCUGUUAGUGACAAGGCAAAUGAGGCUGAAGAACCAUCGAGUCAAAACUCGAUUGAGGAUGUACCACGAGUUUUUGGAGCCCUAUUGGUACACCCAAGAAUGGCUGUUCCCGAGCCAGAGGUUAAGAUUGACCUGGUAGUCACCUACGAUGUCAUCCCAGGCCUCAACAGGCUAUUCCGAUACAAGGAUUACAUCUUCAAAUACUCCUUGAAAGGGUUCCUAGACGCAGUCAAUUGGCAGAAUGAACCCGAAGUGCUUCUCGUCUGUCUGCAAGCCCCAGGUACAUCCCCAGCGAUGCCCGUCCGGACCUGGAUAGAAUGGGUCUUUAAGCGCGACGAGGAUAAGUUCCAGCUUGUACUGCGCAGGUUCAAGCAGAUCUAUCUGGAUCUGAAGUAUCAUUUUGCCCGUGUGAAGAUGGAUGCUGUGAUUGAGAUUGCUUUUGAGAAUAUGGUUGAGGGACAUACGCAUAGCCAUCUUGUUGACGCUUGGUGUGGAAGAGCGCCUGCUGGGAAUUUAUAG